Poecile atricapillus (Black-capped chickadee) is the source of this 417-nucleotide messenger RNA. It is a transcript of the gene IL21, whose product is annotated as interleukin 21. Gene Ontology annotation, molecular function: cytokine receptor binding. The transcript is spliced from 5 exons. The record is from RefSeq and is a predicted model, not a curated record. Gene Ontology annotation, biological process: immune response; positive regulation of natural killer cell mediated cytotoxicity. Bases 1 to 417 code for a protein of 138 amino acids. Gene Ontology annotation, cellular component: extracellular region. Lineage: Eukaryota; Metazoa; Chordata; Aves; Passeriformes; Paridae.
AUGAGCAGGACAAUUAUUUUCUGCAUGUUUUUCUUCUGCUCCACUAUGGUGCUGACUGCAGAUGCUGACUGCAGGAGAUCCAGAACAGUAACAUACAGACAGAUUCACCAGAAAAUUAAACAGUUAGAAACUAUGGUGAAAGAUAAGGAUGCUGAAUUGCUGCAUACACCAGAAAACCCUGUGGAGGCAUGUCUGUACACAGCUGUGACCUGCUUCAAGAAGGGCAUCCAGAAACUACAACCAGCGAGCAGCCAAGACAAUGCAAAGUUCACCAAAGCCAUUAGAAUUGUGAGCAAAUUGACCUGCAGAGAUGCUGGAGAGCAGUGUGAAUAUACAUGUGAAUCUUAUGAGAAGAAAACCCCCAAAGAAUUUUUGAAGAGCUUUGCAAAUCUAAUGCAGAUGCUAUUCAAGAACUAA